GCCAAAAUGAAGAGUGUGUUGCCUCUGCAUGCCCUCGUCUUCAGCCUCUUUCUCUUGGCCUUGCCCACAAGCAAUCUUGCCAGAGAUCAAUUGCUUGACGCUGAUGGCGAAAUGUUAAGAAAUGGAGGCUCAUACUAUCUACUUCCAGCAUACAGUGGAAAUGGUGGUGGCCUUGAACUCGCCAAAACCGUAGACGAAACCUGCCCUCUCACCGUCGUCCAAGCUCGCUCUGAGACCUCGAGAGGCCUGCCGGCGACGAUCUGGACCCCACCACGAAUUGCUUUUCUCUCACCACGAUUUCCCCUCAACAUUGAAUUUGAACCAAGAUAUCUACCCCCUUGCUACCAACAAUCAAGGUUACGAUGGAAGGUCGAGAGAAAAUCACAAGUGGUGAAGAUUGCAUCAGACAAAGAGCAGAGACUAGUUGGGCAGUUUAAAAUCCAACCUUACAAAGAUGACUACAAGCUUGUUUACUGUGAUGAUGAUGAUUUGGAAGGUAACAGUGAUGAUUGUAAAGAUCUGGGGAUUUCCAUUGACGACCAGAACAACAGGCGUUUGGCUGUGAAGCACGGAGACCCACUCGCUGUUCGAUUCGUGAAGGCUAAUCAAAGAGGCGACUAUGCUCGAAUGAGCAUUGUUUGAUGUUCAUCACUUGUGCUUUUUGUGUUUUUCGUAAAAGUUUAUGCAGUCAUGUUGUUGUGAGACGAGCUUCGUACGUAGCUACGUAUAAUAAAACAGCACUCUAGUACUUGUUAUAACUACAAGUAAUCUGAAUCGAAAAUGAACUCAUUUUAGAUCUUCAUUAUUACAAAAAGAGAAUAUCAUGUCAUCCCUGGUAAAACCUAUAUUAUUC
Prosopis cineraria is the source of this 853-nucleotide messenger RNA. Its product is annotated as trypsin inhibitor-like. The transcript has a single exon. Gene Ontology annotation, molecular function: endopeptidase inhibitor activity. Bases 7 to 642 code for a protein of 211 amino acids. Lineage: Eukaryota; Viridiplantae; Streptophyta; Magnoliopsida; Fabales; Fabaceae. The record is from RefSeq and is a predicted model, not a curated record.